AUGAUUGAACUAAGAUUAGAAAAAUUUGUACGUGAUAAGUUUGCAUUUAUACAGCAAUCUAAUGAAUUAGACUACACCAGUUAUCACUUAAUAGGAGUGUUGAUGGUAAGCCGUACACAAGGUAAAACCGACGAUAUUGGUAAUUGGUGUCUCUAUUUGAGAGACUAUUUUACUGAAGGUGAAUCUGUUUGGAGAGUAUUUGUAGAUGACUCUGAAAUGCAGAUCUCUUCAGAGCAAGUAAUGGCUGAUAUUCGUGAUAGUGAAUAUAAUCAACGAAUGCCAAAUACAUUCUCAAAGGCAUUUAGACCUCUUUAUUUAUUUUAUGGAAAUUAUGAUAUUUUAUUACCAACUGAAAAUAGUAACAGCAAUAUUGAUAAUGAAAAUAGAGGGCCUAUUAUUACUUUAGAUGAUUAUACAUUUGAUGAUGAAUAUUAUGAUGAAUUUGAUCAGCAGCCAGAUUCUGUUCCUGAAGAAGAAAAUGAGCAAUGUAUGCAUUGUGGUAUUAGAAAUAUUAUAGAAGAUGUCAAUGAUAUGUUCUUUUGUGAGUCUUGUAAUAGGGGAGUACAUCAAUUAUGUGAGGAUCCUCCUAUUCAAGUAUUUGAAAAGGAUAUCGAUCCCUGGUUUUGUCGAACCUGUUCUAGAGCAAAAAACUUGCCCAUUCCAACACAGUCGUCAGAUACAUCUUUGAUACAAUGGGGAGCCCAGGACAAAAAUGAUAGCAAUCAUUUAUUAACCAAAAGAAAAAGAGAAGAUAAUAAUAGCCUUUCUACAAUAAUAGAAGAAACAGAUAUCAAUCAUGAUAACGACAUAAAAAAAGUAAUAAAAAAAUCAAUAUAA
Messenger RNA from Cokeromyces recurvatus, 837 nucleotides. RefSeq lists its product as uncharacterized. The coding region runs from base 1 to 837 and encodes 278 amino acids. The record is from RefSeq and is a predicted model, not a curated record. NCBI's taxonomy places the organism in Eukaryota, Fungi, Mucoromycota, Mucoromycetes, Mucorales, Mucoraceae. The transcript has 2 exons.